UCAUUCAUCAUUCGAUUAUAUUCUGAAAAAAAGCAGAAUAUUUCCUAUUAAUUUCGGAAAAUUUCUCGCUAUAUAAAUUACGUUGAUGAAAAUUAUUAAAUAAUAUAUGUGAACGCUUACGAAUAGGUUGGAAAAUAAACAGGGGAUUUUCCUCUGAAUCAUCUUUUGUGUUAGCUUCCUGUUCAAAUUACCUAUUUGGAAGAAGUUACCACGCCCAAUUGGAAGAUACAAAACUGGAUCAAGGUAAAUUCGGCGUAACUUCUUUAAAUAUUAAUAUUUUGGACUCACUCCCCUCAUAAGUUUUUUAAAUGAAGAAAUUAGAAAAUUUGUCACGCGGUAGUUGGACACUUUGAUAGAACCUAUGUGAUAGUUAUCAUUAUCAUCAAUUCCAUUUUUUUCCCCUUCUUCCCUUACCCUCGUUAUAUGUGAUUAAUGACCCUACAGAAUUCAUCCUGUAAAAAGCACUGGGCUACUUAACUUGUUCCUACUGUCAAAACUUAUGUGGAAGGUUUAAAAAAAUGGCCGCAUUCAAUUAAAAGUGCUGCCAUCUAUGUAUUAGAGAAGAAAUUGAAAGUGUCGUAUAAGACGUGACAAGGAACCAUCUUUCUGAACAACGCCCACUAACAUGAAGGUAAAGGUCCCGGAUAGGCGCCCCACCCUCUACAACGCAGCGGUAACAAAAUGUGCUAGAUGUAUUAUGGCAACUGCGACCAGGCUAACGGAUGAGGGGAAGAUCGCUCGCCUGUGUAUGCCUUUAUCAUGUACACAGUCACCAUCGAAGCUUUAAGUACACACGAUUAGUUCAUACAGUAUAAGCCUUUGAUGUGAAUAUCCAAGUUAGAUUUUGUGAAGGAUUGAAAAUUGAUUUCCCCCCUCAACUAUUGUAAUGGAAGAGAUUGCUUCAACGGAAAACGAGAGUGAGGAAAGAAAGAAUAAUGAUGAUACAGAGCCCGGAAAUGAGGGGGAUGAUGAUCCUGAACGAGACAGUAACGAUGAUAAGCGAGUGGAAGUUAAAAUCGAGGAUGAUAACGAUGAAGAAAAAGACGAAGAUAAAACCGAAGAAGAAAGGAAUGAAGAUACAGCCGAGGAGGAAAAAGAUGAAGAUAAAGUGAAGGAAGACGAAGAAGAAGAAAAGGAUGAAGACAAAGUCGACGAUGAUGAUGAGGACGACGACGAAGAUAAGGAAGAAGCUAAAGAUGUUCCUGCAUUAAGUUUACUAUCGUGUCCGAGGCCUAGUCUGACUGGUGCUGAUGACGAUGAUGAUGAUGAUGGAGACGAAGAACUGGAAGCUUUUCUUCAAAGAAAUUUUAGCGAAAGAAGACGAAGUAGAUGGGGUCUGAGACGUGGUUCUUCGCCCUUUUUACCGGAAGGUGCUCGAAGACGAUUAUCAUCAUUUACAGUAUCUUCUGGAGACGAAACGGCCAUUUCUAUAGACGAAGGAGAAGUAACAGAAGAAGAGAUUCUCGAAAAUAUCAGAUUACAUAAAGAAUUAAUAGAAUCGAUUCGAUAUCAGCCAUGGAGAAUGAAAAAAAAGUACAAAUCAUUGAGACAAGCGAAGACGUAUGUGAAGAAACACGAAGGAGAAUUGAUGCAGAGCAAAAAGUCUGGAGAUAUCUUCACCAAAUAUACAAUCAUUUUAUCCAGAGGUUGGAACAAGUUUAAGAGAGAGGUUGCUAACUUGAUAGUUAUCCUUACACCAUGGGAAAUGAGAAUAAAAAGAAUAGAAAGUCAAUUCGGUUCGGUUGUUGCAUCGUAUUUCACUUUUCUUCGUUGGGUGUUUUGGGUCAACUUUUUUAUUACUAUUUUUGUCUGUUGUUUUCUCAUGGUUCCUGAGAUCCUAAGAGGUUUUAAUGACGAAACGGGUAUGCGAAAAAUCGCUAAAGAUGACGAAAUGGAAAACGAACCUAAUUUAAAUUCAGUGUGGAAUUUUGAAGGUUAUUUAAAAUACUCUCCGAUUUUCUACGGGUAUUAUGGAAAUCAAGAAAUGACUGACGAGGGAUAUAGAUUGCCAUUAGCAUACUUCCUAACGUCCCUUUGUGUUUACAUCUUCAGCUUUUUUGUCAUUCUCAGGAAAAUGGCAGAAAAUGCCCGCAUGAGUAAGUUAUCGGAGAAGGAAGACGAAUGUACAUUUGCUUGGAAGUUGUUUACUGGUUGGGAUUAUAUGAUCGGAAAUGCUGAAACGGCUUAUAACAAAACAGCGUCACUAGUUAUGGGAUUCAAAGAAUCAAUUUUAGAAGAAAAGGAAAAGAAAAAACAAGAUAAAAACUGGAAGCUGGUAACAUUUCGAGUUAUUGCGAAUUUUCUUGUAUUAAUUUUGUUAACAUCCAGUGCCUAUGCAAUAGUUUUAGUAGUAGAAAGAUCCGAACAACCAGAAGCCAAAGAAGGGAACUGGUGGAGGGAACACGAACUUCAAGUAGUUGUAAGCGGUAUAUCCAUUAUUUUUCCAAAUUUGUUUGAGAUGAUAGGAAUUAUUGAAAAGUAUCAUCCUCGUGUUCAACUCCGUUGGCAAUUAGCCAGAAUUCUAAUACUCAAUCUUCUAAAUUUAUAUACGUUAAUUUUUUCACUUUUCAAUCGUGUUAUAGGAAUGAUAAAAAUAUUAAACGAACUAAAAUCAAAUGUCACACUAACCAUGGAAACAAUGGAUGAAAAAAAAGCAAUUAUUGUUAAUAGUACUACUUUUUAUCAAGAGCCUCCUCUCGAGAGCCGUAACUUAGUGUUAAACCAUUACGAACCAAGCCAUUACGUUCAAGAUCAACAGAGUACAGAUUUUCAAAAUUGUACCUUGCGUAUCAUCCAAAACUGUACUUUAGCACUACUUAACAAAAUACAAACAACAACAUGGUUUACCGUCAACGCUACGGAUUUAUACGACGCUUUUAAUAAUACAUUUCCAUACGGAUUUGAUACUACAACUUAUUCUUAUAACGCUACUGAUGAUAACUCCAACUAUAAAUCUAUGGUUUUGAAUAUUGUUAACUUAACUUCACUCGGUAACUGGAGUUAUUCAGCAGAUACCAAUAUAGGAUUUCAACCUAUCUACAUAGAAAACAAUUCUAAUCCGUUCGAGAUGGGUGAUAGUUUUUGGAAAUUGCCAAUUAACACUAGUCAUCUAGGUUUAGAUGACGAAAACUUUACGGAAACCGUGAAGAAUAUAUUUGAUGAACCUUCCACUUCUACUAAAUUAUCCAUGGAUGAUGUUGCUACGUGGUUGCUGAAUUCUACUAUGUGGAACGGGACAGAAGAAUCACUCAUGACUACGGAAGGGGGAGAUCCCGAUAACUGUACAGUAUUUUUACGAAUUUGUCCAACUUCCAGCGAUACGCUCUCUCCGGAUUUUAAUUUUACUUUUAUUAAUUAUACAACUUUACAACCGAACGUGUCUGAAUGGAUAGAAGUGGAUGGGAAUGCCACCGAUUUGGAUAACGCGACAUUAACGACUCUCGAGACCACCGAAAGUCCCCAUAUUGUUUCAACUAUGUUGUCACCCUGUAAAAAGUGCACCGAUACCAAAGCAUCGAAGCGAGACGAUAUCCCAUCUUUUGAAUCUGUAAGGAAAAUGUCUGACGAAUUCAAAGAAGAAUUAAAAAAGAAUUGCUGGGAGACGAUGUUUGGUCAGGAAUUGGUUAAAUUAACUGUUUCUGAUCUGGUGAUGACAAUUGUGAGUACUUUAGUAACCGACUUUAUCCGUGCUGUUUUUGUACGCUAUGCUAAUCAAUGUUGGUGUUGGGAUCUGGAAAAGGGAUUUCCGGGUUAUGGAGACUUUAAAAUUGCUGAAAAUAUUUUACAUCUUGUAAAUAAUCAAGGAUUAAUCUGGAUGGGCAUGUUUUUCUCACCGGGUCUUCCAGCUAUCAAUACAGUCAAAUUAUGUAUCUUGGUUUAUUUUCGUUGUUGGGUUGUCCUCACUUGCAAUAUUCCCCACGAAACUGUGUUUAAAGCUUCACGUUCUAACAAUUUUUAUUUUGCUCUUUUACUGAUUAUGCUCUUCCUCUGUACUUUGCCUGUGGGAUUUGCUGUUGUGUGGUUAGAUCCUUCGUGGCAUUGUGGACCUUUCAGUGAUUACUAUCGAAUUUAUGGAGUUUUCACUACUUAUUUGGAAUCAGUAUUCCCAAGUUGGCUAAACAAAAUUAUGGAAUAUGUUACUUCUCCGGGUGUUGUUAUACCUCUUUUACUGCUUCUUGUAUUAUGCAUCUAUUAUCUACUUUCUUUGACGGGAUCUCUUCGUGAAGCGAAUAAUGAUCUUAAAUUACAACUUAGAAGAGAAAAAUCUAAUGAAAAGGGGGCUAAAUCGGAAGAAGAGGCUAAAAAGGAAGAGGGGCAGGACCCAACGAAAUGGUCAUCUGCUAAGAAAAUAUUGCCUGUUCUGCCAAAUAAAUUCCGUUCAACUAGCAAUAUACCUGGGGAAGACGAUGAAGAAGAUGAAGAUGAUGAUAAACAAACAGAUUCAAGAAGUAGAAGAGUUCAAUAUUCAGAAGACGAGCAAACUGAAGAACCAAAUGAAAUUCAAACAGAUUCUCAAAGUUCCGAAAAUCAUAAGAAAUCUAUUCCACAAACAAAAAAAAGGACACCAAAGCCAUUACCAAAAUCAGUUGAGAAUCUUAGAAGAGAAGAAAGCGAAGAAAAGAAACGGAAAUCGAGUCGUGGUGCCUCGGGUUCUAUAGGAAGCGGAGAAGUACCAGUUAUAACAAUCAGCCAACCAUCAGAAAGUGGUCUAUCGAACAAAAAAUCUCAAGAAUCUUUAAAUAGUCUGGAUAAGAAAGCGACACCACGACAUGGCAAAUUGAUUAAAAAACACUCGGAACCCGUUACUUUAACACCUUCUCGAGGUAAAAAAGGAAAGAAAAGAAAAGGUGUUAGUUUAGAUGAAACGGUUUCCGAAUCUGAUCUCGGAAACAGCACCGAAAGUAAAACCGAUGAUACCGAAAAUUCUGAUCCUGAAGGGAGUGUGCUCAAUAAUCAAUCAGGCCAACUAAAACGCGAUCGUCGUAAGACUGAACUUAAUCGUUCUCAGAGUAGCAGAUCACACAGUAGUUCACUAGAUACUCCUCCUCUAAUAGAAGAAGAGGAAGACGAAGAAAAUAAUAAAGGUACCCUUCCUCUUGCCGCAAGCAAAGCCAAGUUGCAGAGACAACAGGCAGACUCUGAUAGUUUAGAAUGCUCUGCGAAACCUGUUUGCUUGGAUAUCGAAUCCGGUUCUUCCAAUGGUGCCAAGGAAGCCGAACAACCCAGAGAGGAAGAAAAGAAAGCUAAAAUUCAAAGAUUAAGUACUGACUCGCUUUGAUGGUGCAAACUGAUUUAUGAUCUGGACUUAUCAGUUCGUUCUUCAUUAUCCGUUAUUAAUGAGAUCAUCUGAUUUUACUCAGAUGUCUUCUCGUUAACAAUAGAUAUUUAUUGUUGUCCAUCAUCCAUUACUCCGAAGAUCAACAGGAAAACCUUCAAAUUACAGCUUUUUUAAAAAAAAAAUUCAGUAGAUUUUUCCCUCAUCUCUCCUAUAAAAAAAUGCAGAAAAAAAUACCAGAAAAGAAAGCCGAAAAUGUUGGACAAUUUGAUUGAUUAUCAUUUCGUAUUUUACGAUUUGAACAAUUUACAAGAACAAAAGAAUCUUUUAUGUAGAUAAUUAGAAAAAUGAAAAUUUUAUUAUAUACAAAUAAAAAUAUCUGUUUUAGU
Molecule: messenger RNA, 5664 nt
Organism: Centruroides sculpturatus (bark scorpion)
Lineage: Eukaryota; Metazoa; Arthropoda; Arachnida; Scorpiones; Buthidae
Product: transmembrane channel-like protein 2-B
Exons: 25
Coding region: 887-5278 (1463 amino acids)
Cellular component (GO): plasma membrane
Molecular function (GO): mechanosensitive monoatomic ion channel activity
Source: RefSeq, a predicted model, not a curated record